UCGUCACACGAGUGCGUCCGUAAGUCGUGAAGCGGCUUGAUUUUCCACCGCAAUCUGCUUUUUCACGUCGUGUAGACACACGACUCGAGAUCACUUUUAUACAAGACUAAAGGCGUUUUCUCGUGUGUUUUUACGCAUUCUGCGCAUGUACUGUUAGCUUUAGCCGCAUAGCUCGAUUUUAUUAUUUUAUGUGAACGUUGACUUUAGCUUUCAUCAGCCUGCCAGUGGAUUCGUCGUUCAUGUUGGCCUAUGUCAACAAAAGAUUGUUUCUUCUUAUGUGUAACCGCAAUGUCGCAUAGUACAUAUAAUAUUUCGCUUAGUUGUUAUCGGACAGGUUUAAUCAGCGUGAAGUUAAUGUAGGUUUAUAAAGCCGAAGGAAAAAAACGAAGAUCAGACUAGAAGCAUUUCUGUCGUCAGACGGCUAAAUUAAGAGGAAAACUGUCCAAGACCAAACAAAGAGGACGUGCCGCAUCUCUUUAUUGACAGACCGAGAAUAAAACAGGCUGAUAUGAUGUUUCCACAGGCCAGACACUCGGCUUCGUCUCAAUCGACACAGCCGCUCAAAUUCACCACGUCGGACUCUUGCGACCGCAUCAAGGAUGAGUUUCAGUUCCUGCAGGCGCAGUAUCACAGUCUGAAGUUGGAAUGUGAUAAACUGGCCAGUGAGAAGUCUGAAAUGCAGCGUCAUUACAUUAUGUAUUAUGAGAUGUCAUACGGACUCAACAUCGAAAUGCACAAACAGGCAGAGAUCGUGAAGAGAUUGAAUGGAAUCUGUGGACAGGUGUUGCCAUACCUGUCUCAAGAGCACCAGCAGCAGGUGCUGGGAGCAAUCGAGAGAGCCAAACAAGUAACACCCCCUGAGAUGAACUCCAUCAUCCGGCAGCAGCUUCAAGUUCACCAGCUUUCGCAGCUUCAAGGUUUGGCAUUACCCAUGAACGCUCUGCCUAUGGGAUUGACUCAGCCCAACCUGCCCGCCGUCACCUCCAGCUCCGGCCUCCUGUCUCUGUCCAGCAUCCUCGCAUCACACGCUCAACAGGCCAAAGAAGAGAAGAGCUCCCGCGAGGGGGCCGACGGCCAUCGUGAGGAGGACGGUGACAAAUCCGACUAGUUCUAGAGGACACUGAGAGAGAAAGUGUUGUUAAGUCCAAACAUUAAAUCACUUCUCACGUGUAUCUCUCUUUAUCAUACUUUCGUUAGAUCGUCUCUGAUUCAUUCUGUACUCUCUCCCAAAUGAUUCAAAUCAAAUGAAAUCAAGUUUGCUUCAUUCUUUUUAUGCGUGUUUAGGAAUUAUUAAUGUUGUUUAUUUUUAAGCUCAAUGAAUAAAAAUGAAUCGGAACACACCAGAAACCACAUAGCAGUGCCCUAGAUUCCACCCAGAGCAUCCUAGCAACCGCAUAGAAGCAUCCGAUGCUCUCCGUAAUCUCAAAACAGCGCCCUGGCAAGCCCUCAGAGCAUGUUAGUAUUGUUUUACAUGGGUACCAUCUACGUUUUCUUCAGAUCAUGUGUAAAUCUCACUCGUCUGACUCGUCUCAUUUUGCUUUUUUGGUCAGUUUCUAUGUUUGAAACACACCGUCUCUUCUCUCACGGCCGUAUGAUGUGUUUGAGUGUGUAAUUUACUCUUUAAGUUUAACCUCCAGCAGUAUGAAGUGAUAGUUUUGGGAGCCGGGUCUAAGCACACUUUUUGGUUAGCAAAGCACUUGUGAUGUGCCUGUAUUAGAGUAGAAUUCAGUCUCCCUCUAACCCUCGAACUGACAUAAAUCCCAACAUUUAAGAAAACAAUGUUCUGUCCUGUGUGCUAUUAACACAAAUGAGCGACUGCUAAAUAUUCUCACUGAAAAGGAUUUGUUGGCAGUGGAUGUUGUUCCAUGUAUGACCAGAAGGUUGCACUGUUUAGCUAACGAGUGUGUGUUGGAUUUUUUUGUGAAGAUGUGACUGGUCAUGUUUGAAAUAGCAUACUACCCUACUGCUGUGUGUGAAAUAUCCUGUAUAACCUGCGACGUUUGCCAAGGUGUGCAGUAUACAACCAGAACACACUGCACCACAUGGUGUUUCCCACAAUGCAGUGUGCUUUCCAGUGUCACAACUUUAUAGAAAUAUACAUUUGAAGUUUCCAGGACCCUAAGCAUGCAAUGUAAUCAUGGGAAAUAUUUCACAUAAAAUGGGUGGCUUGUGUGCAGUAUGUAGUGCACAGUAUGCAGUUAGUAGUAUGCUAGAAUUCCAUCAAACAUAGCUGUGUGGUUUUAAGAACAUGCUACCUAUAGCUGUGCAUGAACACUGGUGCAUUGUGGGUGUUUGUAAUUCUGAGUGAAUGUUUUUCAUGUGUCAAAACAUGUCAUGUUUUGGCAUCCCAUAAUUCGGGUUUUUUUCGGUUCUCCUGUGCUCAUGUGUUCUAAACGCUACAGUAUGUGCUGCAAACAUGCUGAGAUCAAGAAUCUACAGUAUACUGUUAUUUUAAUUUAAAUGACAUUUUGUUUGAUUUUGUUUUUAAUCACGUUUAGACUUUUCUGUUUGAUUUGAUCUCCAAACAAAUUUUCCAAAGAAAGUAAAGUUGUGUGCUGUUGCAGGGUCAGUUUAUAUACAUAUAUAAAUAUAUCAAUAUACAUAUAAUUUUGUAAAGAUUUUUGUAUGUAUAAAGCUACAUUUAUGGUGUAUGUGUGCCAGAGGACACAGCUUUGAGAGGUGGAUGCUGUGACAUACAGAUAUCUAUCAUCAUGUACAGUAUACAUACAGUCAAUGAUUAAUUACUAAUGGUUAAUCUUUCGGUUCAAUAUCUCCGCCCUUGUCUCAGUCCUCUAACCAUCUUCUGAACGGGACCAACUCACCCCCGAAAACCUAAUUACGUCAUUAUUUUGGCAUUAUUAGAUGACCGAUUUUCAGAACUUGCAGAACCUGUAUAUUUGAGCAUGAUGUAAAUGAGGAUCUUGUUUUCUGACCCUUUUAUCUCUAAAUCCCACCCACCUCCACGUGUAGCCCCUCCCUCUUUUGGUGGCAGUACUUUUUAAACGUUUCGGAGCUUUGUAGUGGUUAUUUUUAAAAUGUGUGUGCGUGUUGUAUGUAUUGCAAUGAUGUACUUGAUGACACAUGUAUGUUGUUUGUGUAAUGAAACUGUUAUAACUUCAUUUAAAGAUUUUAAAAAAUCUAAUGUUAAAACAUUUACUAUAGCUGAAUGAGAGAUUGAGCAGUAAGGAAGUAUUUAUUGUGCCUUACAAAUAAACGACUCAUUGGACCUUUG
Triplophysa rosa is the source of this 3232-nucleotide messenger RNA. RefSeq names its product chico (gene chico). Gene Ontology annotation, cellular component: transcription regulator complex; nucleus. The coding region runs from base 509 to 1108 and encodes 199 amino acids. The transcript has 7 exons. NCBI's taxonomy places the organism in Eukaryota, Metazoa, Chordata, Actinopteri, Cypriniformes, Nemacheilidae. The record is from RefSeq and is a predicted model, not a curated record. Gene Ontology annotation, biological process: negative regulation of canonical Wnt signaling pathway; regulation of DNA-templated transcription. Gene Ontology annotation, molecular function: protein binding; transcription corepressor activity.